AGCCUGUGUUAAAACAGUUAAAACCAGAAACAAGGCGAUAGGUAUAGGUUUCGAGUCUACUAAAGAUGAGAUAUUCAAGCGGAGUAGACCCAAGAAUGGCUUCUCUCUCAAGGCGAAAGAAGUGUCGAUGCAUUGAGCACCUGUGUUCUACACAAACGAAAGUACAGCAAGAAAAGAUCAUUAACAUCUCCAAGCUCAAAGACUUUUUACUACAACACAGGAAGGAUUAUGUGAGUGCGGGAAGUCUCAUCUCAUCAGAUCUCACCCGGAUGACAGAUAGUGAACGUGAUCAGAUUGACCAGGAUGCCCAAAUCUUCAUGAGGACAUGCUCAGAGGCCAUCAAACAACUACGCACUGAAGCUGAGAAGCAAGUGAGCUCAGCCCAGACUAAAGAGCACAGGGGCGCAGUCUUGGACCUCAUUGAAAUGUACUUGAAAGGGGUCUGUAAGCUGUACUCGGAGCAAAGGGCCAUCAGAGUCAAGAGGAUGGUGGACAAGAAGAGACUGUCAAGACUGGGAUCUGAUCAGCACAAUCGUGUAGAGAAAAUAGUGGAUGAGGAGCCCAAGGAGGAAAAGAUACUAAAGGAGGAAAGUUCUGACAGGAAUGCAACAGAGGUGUUGGACCAAAGCAUCAACUUGUGGGAGGAAGGAAAAUUGGAGGACGAGCUCUCUCCUGAGGAGAUCCAAAUGUUUGAGCAGGAAAAUCAGAGGAUGAUCAGUGAAAUGAGCAACCUAAUAGAUGAAGUGAGGCAAAUUGAGGGGAAGGUGGUAGAAAUCUCAAGGCUGCAGGAAAUAUUUUCUGAGAAAGUCCUCCAACAAGAGACUGAAAUUGAUAACAUUCAUCAGUUGGUGGUUGGCGCUACAGAGAACGUGAAAGAAGGCAAUGAGGAUAUACGGGAGGCGAUCAAAAACAAUGCUGGCUUCCGUGUAUGGAUUCUCUUCUUCCUGGUGAUGUGCUCUUUCUCACUGCUGUUCCUGGACUGGUAUGACAGCUAACAACCCACGACCAUGGACUGUGGCAUGAUGGCAGGUUGUCCAGCACGAUCACAUGAUGAAGAAGGCAUGACAAUAGACUGUGUUUGUAGAUUUAUCGUGUUGGACUUUAAAGACACCAGACUUAACAGAAUCUUGUGGCUUCUUCACCAUGCUUGUUUUAUCUGGUCAACAUGAUUAAAGGCAGCCCUGUGGAUGGAGCCACCCUUGGAA
This is a messenger RNA of Syngnathoides biaculeatus (alligator pipefish), 1205 nucleotides long. It is a transcript of the gene stx18, whose product is annotated as syntaxin 18. The transcript is spliced from 12 exons. The coding region runs from base 66 to 995 and encodes 309 amino acids. Gene Ontology annotation, cellular component: membrane; SNARE complex; endoplasmic reticulum. Gene Ontology annotation, biological process: retrograde vesicle-mediated transport, Golgi to endoplasmic reticulum; intracellular protein transport. The record is from RefSeq and is a predicted model, not a curated record. Gene Ontology annotation, molecular function: SNAP receptor activity. NCBI's taxonomy places the organism in Eukaryota, Metazoa, Chordata, Actinopteri, Syngnathiformes, Syngnathidae.